AUGACCGAGGGAAACAUUGCAUGCUGGAAGGUUAAAGAGGGAGACUCUUUCUCAACUGGUGAUGUCCUCCUGGAAAUUGAGACCGAUAAAGCCCAAAUGGACGUGGAAGCACAAGAUGAUGGUAGAAUGGCGAAAAUAACACAAGAAGCUGGAUCAAAGGGCGUAAAGGUUGGCACUCGGAUAGCUGUGUUAGCAGAUAUCGACGACGACCUGAGCACAUUGACUCUUCCAGCCGCAGAGUCCGCCCCAACGCCCUCGGAACAAGAAAAUAAAGCUAGCAUUAAUGCAUCAAAGUCAUCAGAAUCUCAUGCUAGUGCAUCACCUUCCUCAAGAGCUGAAGAUUCUUCUACAAAACCCUCGAACCCCCCUGCGCCCUCUACCUCCCCAGGCAGACCUCAAAAACAACUUUAUCCGCUGUACCCAUCGAUCGCUCAGUUACUCCAUGAGAAUGGUCUAUCCAGCUCUGAGGCAGAUAAAAUCCCCGCUAGCGGACCCAAAGGCCGAUUGCUAAAGGGAGACGUUCUAGGAUAUCUGGGCAGAAUAUCCUCAACAUACUCCUCCGAACAAUCCACGCGGAUCACCAAACUUGGGCAUCUAGAUCUCAGUAACGUCAAGCCCGCUCCGUCCAAAGCAAUGGCACUAUCUCAACCAAGCAAAGCCCAAGCACAAAAAAGACCGGGCCCCGAACUCGAAUCGACUGACACGGAAGUUGCCAUUCCUAUUUCUUUAUCAUCGGUGAUAUCUGUCCAACAACGCAUCCAAGCGACUCUAGGUGUUACCCUUCCCCUCUCAACAUUCAUCGCGCGCGCUACAGAGCUUGCCAAUGACGACCUACCACGCUCUGCGGCUACGAAACCAACAGCUGACGAGCUUUUCAAUGAUGUCCUCGGGCUGAACAAUGUCAGCACAAAGACCUCGAAAGCCAGGUACGUCCCGCAGAUCACUGCGUUGCCGACGAAGCCCUUUACGGAGAGAGCUGGUCCGCGAAGGCAACAAGACAUAUAUGACAUAUUGACUGGCGGGUCAUCUACAACAGCUUUGACCAAAAAGUUCGGAAUACAACCGCCAGGUAUGAUGGCUGGUUCGAAGACAGGAGAGUCGACAAAUGUCUUUAGCGUCAGUGCAGCGAAGGGAGAGGAGAAACGAGCGAGAGUGUUUUUAGAAAGGAUAGUCCAUUCCAAACCCCAGCUACUGUACUCUGUGUAG
Messenger RNA from Letharia lupina, 1206 nucleotides. RefSeq lists its product as uncharacterized. Gene Ontology annotation, cellular component: pyruvate dehydrogenase complex. Bases 1 to 1206 code for a protein of 401 amino acids. The record is from RefSeq and is a predicted model, not a curated record. Gene Ontology annotation, biological process: pyruvate decarboxylation to acetyl-CoA. Gene Ontology annotation, molecular function: dihydrolipoyllysine-residue acetyltransferase activity. Lineage: Eukaryota; Fungi; Ascomycota; Lecanoromycetes; Lecanorales; Parmeliaceae. The transcript is spliced from 4 exons.